Messenger RNA from Striga hermonthica, 1707 nucleotides. The record is from the annotation of a GenBank genome assembly. Lineage: Eukaryota; Viridiplantae; Streptophyta; Magnoliopsida; Lamiales; Orobanchaceae.
AUGGCCGACGACAGAUUAUCCCAACUGCCAAUACCUAUACUUCACCACAUACUCUGUUCCCUCUCCCAAGAAGCAGCCGUCAGAACAUGUAUUCUCUCCAAACAAUGGCGCCACAUAGGAUCAACCCGUCCCAACCUCGACUUUUCCGAAGACUGGUUGAGCAUUACACCAGAAAAAUUUGUCUCUGUCGUCGACCGAAUCAUACAAGAAUACCGUGAUCAAAACCUCUCUAUACACAAACUCCACCUCGAAAUAUCGAGCCCCGACUCACGACGGAUCAUCUCACUUCUCGACAAAUGGAUCCCGAUGAUAGCCGCCCUCAACGUAAAAGUGUUCAAACUCGACUGUUUUUCAGAAACUCGGGAUUAUUACGACCUGCCCUCGGCAGUGUUCUUAGCGGAGUCCCUCGAAGAACUACACCUGUGUCAAUGCAGGGUGAGCCCGGUUGAGAGCGUGCAGUUCAAAUGUCUGCGCAAGCUCACCCUCAUCUGGGUCAAAGUUGAUGGCGGCACUUUUGAGACGAUAACUUCGGGCUGCCCUUUGCUCAGGAGCCUGGUCAUUGAUACUUGUUGGGGGUUGAGAAACGUUAGGCUGAGCGAGGCGACAUUGCCUGGGCUCAAGCACUUUGAAUUAGAUAAUUUCAAGAGGAUCAAAGGCUGUAGCAUCGAAAUCAAUGUCCUGAAUAUCGAGACAGUCCGCAUUGAGGGCCCAUGGAUUUGGUCUAACCGUCAAAGCACAUUCUUGUUCUCUCGUCUCACGAGUUUGCGUCUCUAUUAUGUGAUCCUGUCGAGCGAGUCGUUUGACUUGUUAUCAUUCCGCUGCCCGAUUCUUGAGAGCUUGACCCUACAUAAUUGCUCCGGUUUCGAGGAAUUCCAUCUUGCAAGUAAUUCUGUCAAGUGGUUAAGAAUCUCGACAAGCGAAAUAUUGCUUAAAGGAGCUAGGAUUUGUGCCCCGAACAUUCUCAAUUUUACGUUCAUUGCCCAUAUUUCCCAGGCACUGCACACGUUCUGUUUCACGACCACUACUUCCAAGGAGUGGUGCUCACAAGUAGUCCUCUCUUCGUCACAUAAGGAUUAUCCCAAUUUCCGCGUCGAUUCGUGGUUCCUUGGGCUAAGACGAUUGCUCAAGGCACUAAGUGGGUCUCGGAUUUCCCUGUUUUUGCAGAUGGACAACAGCUCUGAGGACUUGCCCUGGAGUGCUGUUCGCAGUGGCGAGCCGCCUGUGGUGGAGCCGCCUGUGGUGGUGCGGAACUUGAAUUUUGCUACUUGUAAAUGUCGCACGGUGUCUUGGUACAUGGGAUUUACGAAUGCCUUGUUUCGUGUUUGUCAACCGAGUUACGUAUGGGGCGGUAGCCUCGUGAGCGAGCCGGGCAGAAAAUACAGGUUCACGGAGUUUCAGUUAAACAUCUAUCGUCUUGCAAACGGCAAAGUGAGGACCCCGCCCUACUUUUUGCGGCACAAUUUGGAGCAAGUGUUUGUGGAAGCUCUCGACGAGCAACCAUGGCAUCUGAUGCAGUGGUCGAACGAGAUGGAGUUGCAAAAAUGGGUGCAAGACGGGAAAAUUGGCCUUCGAUUGAAAUGGAGAUUUCAGAAUAAAUUAUUAGCCAUGGAUCCGGACUUGAAGCGGACGGUGGUGGAGGACUUGGACCGGUUUGUAAGGAGAAAGGAUAACUACCGGAGUGUGGGGAAGGCGUGGAGGAGGGGUUAA